This is a messenger RNA of Paraglomus brasilianum, 375 nucleotides long. NCBI's taxonomy places the organism in Eukaryota, Fungi, Glomeromycota, Glomeromycetes, Paraglomerales, Paraglomeraceae. The record is from the annotation of a GenBank genome assembly.
AUGGUAGUUGAAAAAAAAGAUAACCAAGACAAAGUAAACGGUGGAAAAGACUGUUUACCUAAUUUGUCAAAAAAGUUGGUCCACGCCGGAGACUGCAAUAAAAAUAACAAUUUGACUGCUUCAAAGAGUAGCAGUGAUGAAAAAGAGUUAGCGACUAUGCACCUCUUAAAACCGAAACGCGGUCGAAAAGCUAGAGCUAUUGACCCAGAAUUGGACUUUACGGGAAGUGAACCUGUCUUAGCGCUGGAAACAAAAAAAGAUACCAAUAACGACCUGGUUGAUAUUGUACAUGAGUCGGCGAGAGAACCAGUUGGUGAAUGUGAAAAUACAGCCGUAAGAAAUAAUUCCAUCAGUAAACAAGAAUUUGCAGACAUG